Messenger RNA from Podarcis muralis (Common wall lizard), 1017 nucleotides. Its product is annotated as vomeronasal type-2 receptor 26-like. Gene Ontology annotation, molecular function: G protein-coupled receptor activity. Gene Ontology annotation, biological process: G protein-coupled receptor signaling pathway. The record is from RefSeq and is a predicted model, not a curated record. Gene Ontology annotation, cellular component: plasma membrane. Lineage: Eukaryota; Metazoa; Chordata; Lepidosauria; Squamata; Lacertidae.
UCUGUGUGCACUGACAGCUGCUAUCCUGGCUCCAGCAGGAAAAAGAAGGAAGGAGAGAAAUUUUGCUGCUAUGACUGUGCUCUGUGUCCAGAUGGGAUGAUCUCCAACAAGAAGGAUAUGGAUGCCUGUGUCAAAUGUCCAGAAGAACAAUAUCCCAACAAGAACCAAACUAAAUGCAUUCCAAAAUUGGUAACAUAUCUCUCUUAUAAAGAAGAUUUGGGGAUCAUCUUAGCUACCUUGGCUAUUUCUUUCUCUUUGACCACAUGUUCAGUACUUGGAAUUUUCAUGAAGUACAAGGAAACUCCCAUAGUGAAAGCCAACAACCGGACCCUCACCUACAUCCUCCUCGUCUCCCUCCUCCUUUGCUUCCUCUGCUCUUUGCUCUUCAUUGGACAACCUGGAAAGGCAACCUGCCUUCUACGUCAAACCACUUUUGGCAUUGUCUUCUCUGUGGCCCUUUCUUCUGUGUUGGCAAAGACCAUCACUGUGGUUGUUGCAUUUAUGGGAACAAAACCAGGAUCCAGGAUAAGGAAAUGGGUGGGGAAAAGACUGGCUAAUUCUAUUGUUCUCUCCUGCUCUUUUAUUCAGGCUGCCAUUUGUACUCUUUGGUUAAGUUCUGCUCCUCCAUUCCCAGGUAGAGAUGUACAUUCAGUGAAGGGUGAAAUCAUACUGGAAUGUAAGGAGGGUUCUGUUUCCAUGCUUUAUUGUGUCUUGAGCUAUAUGGGUUCCCUGGCCAUAAUCAGCUUCAUGGUGGCUUUUCUUGCCAGGAAGUUACCUGACAGCUUCAAUGAGGCCAAAUUCAUCACUUUCAGCAUGUUGGUGUUUUGCAGUGUGUGGUUAUCCUUUAUUCCAACCUACCUGAGCACCAAAGGAAAAUAUAUGGUGGCUGUGGAGAUCUUCUCCAUCUUAUCAUCAAGUGCUGGGUUACUGGGUUGCAUCUUUUCCCCAAAAUGUUACAUCAUUGUGCUGAGGCCUGAGCUGAACAACAGGGAACAACUCACAAGGAAAAUGAAAUGA